UGUCCACCUCUCCAUUCACUUCAUUCACGUUCUGGUCCCUUUUUAACUUCACUAUACAACCAACCAUAUCUCUUCACAUCUCUGCCCACAAUUCAAACCAUGAAGGACCUCUCCCUUUUUCUUCUCAAGAACUCCCUUGCAUCCAAGAUGAAGAGGGGCAUUCGAAGUUUCUGCAAUGGUUCCGGGUCCACAUCGACACUAGACCAAAAGAAGAACGACUGUGAUGUCUCAUGCAUCGCCAAUGACUCCUACGUUGACGACAACCCGCUAACUCUAGAGGAGAUGAUCCUACAGCUUGAUCUCGAAGAAGAGGCAGCGAGGCGAGCAAAAAUUGACGACUACAGCGAGCUUAACAGGAGGAUGUCAUGUGUGAACAACUCCGACAUUCUAAGGUCUGCAAGGAAUGCAGCUAUGAAUCAGUACCCGAGGUUUUCUCUCGAUGGAAGGGACGCGAUGUACAGAUCUUCUUUUCGUAAUUACGGUUGUGUGAAACCAGGGAGGAGAUCAGUUUGCUGCUCUAGUAGUACCGGAGGCGGGUAUCUGAACAACUGUUACGAGGUGAAUUUUGACGGAAAUAUUGCGUAUCCGCCAACCGUAGCAGGCGAGAGUGUAGUUUGGUGCAAGCCGGGGGUGGUUGCGAAGUUAAUGGGGCUCGACGCGGUGCCAGUGCCGGUGCCGGUGCCGGCGAGGCCCGGGAGGAGUAGAGUGAAGGCUGGUGCAUUUAAUAGUAGGAAAGAAAACUUGAGAAGAAUGGGAAGGCAUGAACUGGAGAAAGAGAGGUUGCUUAUGAACAUGAAUGGGUGCAAAGGUAGUAGUAAUUAUAAGACAGGUAGGUAUUGUGUGAUGAAGCCUAUCAAUGUUGAGCCAAUGAAUGGUCCUCUGAACUGGAAUUUUAGGCAUGCAAGAAGGUAGUAGUUUUACUAGUGAGUUAUUUGAUUUGAAUAAUUAAUUAAUUAAUUAAUUAAUUAAUUUAUUAUUAUU
Molecule: messenger RNA, 981 nt
Organism: Dioscorea cayenensis subsp. rotundata (Guinea yam)
Lineage: Eukaryota; Viridiplantae; Streptophyta; Magnoliopsida; Dioscoreales; Dioscoreaceae
Source: RefSeq, a predicted model, not a curated record